AUGAACAGCAAGGUCUGGCUCUCUUUCCUCAUCUUGGUCAUCAUGGUCUUGGCCAUGGUGGCUGAAGCAUCCAAAGUUCAUCAAGAAUAUGGCUUUGGUGCUGUGGGUGAUCUCGUUGGAGAUGACAAUGAGAUGCUGCUAGAUUCUGAGUCCAACCGUCGCACACUCACGGGGCGACAACAAUACAUCAGCUAUGGUGCCCUCAAUGCCAACCAAAUCCCAUGUGGUAACCGUGGAAACUCCUACUACAAUUGCCAGCAGAGAGGUCGCGCCAACCCUUACACUCGUGGUUGCAGCGAAAUCACGCAUUGUGCUAGAGACACCAGUUAA
This is a messenger RNA of Sphenostylis stenocarpa, 330 nucleotides long. The record is from the annotation of a GenBank genome assembly. NCBI's taxonomy places the organism in Eukaryota, Viridiplantae, Streptophyta, Magnoliopsida, Fabales, Fabaceae.